AUGUACGUAGCAAAUUGUUGUCUGACAAAAAAAUAUAAUUUCCCUCUGCCGGUACAGCUCCCAAUCGACAGCUCCAGCUGGUUCAUUCUUUCUGCGCUGGCUAAAGACAUUAAAGAAUACACUAACCUGCGCAUCCUGUCUACCUCUCCAUUUACCCAUCCCACCACAUCCCCAUCCAAUCCCCAUCCCAUCGCUCAACACAAGCAAAAGAGAGCGCGUCGUAGGAGCAAAGGAGCAGCCAUGGCCCAAGCCAUCGCGGAGAGGGCAUGCGCCAAGCUCAGAUCCGCCUUAGGAGAUGAAGCCGUGGCGCGGUUGAGCUUCACCGGUGACUUGCGUGAUAUGUUGGAGGCGCUGGAGGCCAUCCAGCCCUUUCUGGACAAAGCCGAGAUGCUUGAGUUGAGGAGUGACCUGCUUACGCAUCAUCUGCAUCUUGCUGCGUGCACCGUCUAUGAGACCAUAGACAUUGUCGACGAGCUGCAGGACGCGAGACCACAGGCUGCGACAAAGAUGACAAAGAUGCUUCCCUGCCUUGCCAUCAUGAAGAAUGCCAUGGCCAUCAAGGUGCAAGAGAUGAAAGAACAGUUGCGUGAGAAUUCAACAGAACUAGCAGAAGACACCAGAAUGUUCCAGGAAAUUACUGAGGAACAGAAAACCGGGCCAGUUUUUGAGGAAGCAAUGGUUCUGGGAAGAGGAUCUGAUAAAGAGAGGAUAAUUGCCACACUGCUAUGUACUGAGCCCAACAUCAUGCAAGAGCACAUCACCAUUCUUCCCAUCUUUGGGCUUGCAGGCAGCGGCAAGACAACCUUGGCACAAAUGAUGUUUAACGAUACCCACUCCCUCCAAGUCUAUGACUUCCGGGUAUGGGUUCAUGUGUCUCCCAAGUUCGAUCUUCAUACAAUAGGCAGCUCCAUUAUUUGUCAAGUGUCAGGAAGAGGACAAGAAGAGAUCAACCAUGCCUCUUCAGACGUGGAGGGGAUGGAGGGUAUAAUGAAGCGCCUUCACAAGUUACUUGAUGGUAAGAAGGUGCUCCUUGUGUUGGAUGACUUGUGGGAGGAGGAUCCCAUUCAGUUACAGCUAUUGAAGUCCAUGUUAACAUUCUUGGGAGACAAAAUGGACGUAAUAGUAACCACAUGCAACCAAGCCAUCGCCAGGAACAUCUGUACAGUUGAGCCGUACAGGCUAAAUCGGUUGAGUGACGAGACGUGUUGGGAAAUAAUCAAGAAAUCGAUCCGUUUGGAAGCAGCAGGAGAAGAGUUGGAGAAGAUUGGACAGAAGAUCGCAAGCAAGUGCUGGGGUGUACCAUUAGCAGCUGGAGGAUAUGCAGCCACGAUAGAUUCUUUCCGAGAUCCCAUGACAUGGAAAAUAAUCCUGCAAACGAAUAUCUCGGAUUUUGCCUUUUCAACUUUCGAGCUAAGCUACAUGAGUAUGCCACCAGAUUUGAGGCUAUGCUUUGUUUAUUAUUGUCAAAUCUUCCCAACUGGUCACAGUAUAGUCAAAGAUGACCUGGUUCAUCAAUGGAUUGCUCUCCACCUCAUUGAGCCGUCUGAAAUUUUGUCUGCCACACAGAUAGCUGAGGAGCAUAUUUCCAGGCUUCAGGACUUGUCAUUCCUUCAAACUGCAGAGCUGGACCACGCCAGUGGAAUAAAGGAUAAGAGUUCAAUCUUGUUCACUAUGCACAAUCUGGUGCAUGACUUCGCGGCAAAGUACAUAGAUAGUUUAAAAUACUGUCUAGCCACCAAUUAUGGGAAACGAGAUGGAAUGUACAGUGGCUAUCUAAGGGCGAUGCGCUAUGUCGGCUGUAGAAAAGAGGAGUUUACGGGCGACUUAUUUUCACGCCAUAAGUGGCUACGUGUCCUGGAAUUAACGGAGAGCUCCGUGCUGAAGCUACCAAACUCCAUCUGCCAACUGAAGCACCUGGGGUAUCUUAAGAUAUCAGAAUUCUCUGGACUGGUAACUCUGCCUGAGUCAUUGGGGGAUCUCAUAAAUCUGAUCCACAUCGACUUAUCAGGCUGCUCCGGGCUACUAGACCUACCAAAGUCGUUUGGGAAGCUAAUCCUUUUAGUGCAUGUCAACUUGUCAGGCUGCUCUAGGCUUGCAACACUUCCUGAAUCUUUUGGCGAUCUCAUAAACUUGUCCCAUGUCAAUCUGUCACGCUGCCAUGGACUGACAGAGCUUCCAGAACCGCUCCAGAAGCUUGGCAAACUGGUACACCUGAAUUUAUCAUUCUGGUCUUGUUUUGAAGGGAUCGGGGAAGGCCUUGGUGGCCUCACCACUCUGGAGCACUUGAACUUGUCAAACCCUUGUUAUCAUCUUGUUGAGCACCGUUCCGAUCUCCAAGGUCUGAAAGAUGGUCUGUGUAAGCUCACCAACCUCCGGUAUCUGAAUUUGUCAGCGUGCCUGAAUCCUAUCUUUUACUACCACAAGUCACAAGAGGAAAGUCUCCAGUUCAAUACAGAGUGUGUGAAAGACCUCUCCACUCUAGAGCAUUUGGACCUGUCUCACAACACAUUUCUGUUUGAUCUGCCUGAAAGUCUAGGCGACCUCAACAAUUUACACACAAUGAAUCUCUCAGGCUGCGUCAGACUGAAGAAGGUUGGUGAAAUGAAGUCUCUCAAGUAUAUAAAUCUGAGGAAGUGUCGGGGACUAGAGAGCUGCCAGUUUGUUGUUCGCAUUGUUGAUGAUGAUGAUGCGUAUAGCAGCAGCAACAUUGUUCAGCUGGAGGUGGUAAAUUGUCAAGAGCUCCAGAUAAGCUGCCUAGAAAAGGUCAAGUCUAAAGAGGAAGCAAAGGGAAUCAAAAUGGUGGAGAAACAGAAGCUUCAAAAGUUGAAGAUUUCUUGGACUUUGGACACUGUCGGGCGAGUGGAGGACAGUGCUUUGUUGAGGGAAUUAGUGCCACCACCUAAUCUGCAGUGCCUGGAGGUUAACGGCUACGCCGGCACGUGCCUCCCGGAGUACUUGGGUGAGCUCACCUCUCUCCAGGAACUCAAGAUCGUCCGCUGCAAGCAGCUCAACUCGUUGCCGGAUACAAUGCAGAAACUCACCAGCCUGGAUCUGUGUAUUUUUGACUGUCCAGAAUUGGAGAAGUGGUGUGAGGUUGAGAAGAACAAGAAAUUGCUGGCGCACAUUCGCAGCAAAAAUUAUGAGUAUGUACCAUCAUAUUGCUCGUUGUUUUACUCAUAG
This is a messenger RNA of Triticum turgidum subsp. durum (durum wheat), 3180 nucleotides long. The record is from the annotation of a GenBank genome assembly. NCBI's taxonomy places the organism in Eukaryota, Viridiplantae, Streptophyta, Magnoliopsida, Poales, Poaceae.